This is a messenger RNA of Leptidea sinapis, 2439 nucleotides long. RefSeq names its product E3 ubiquitin-protein ligase RNF181-like. The record is from RefSeq and is a predicted model, not a curated record. Lineage: Eukaryota; Metazoa; Arthropoda; Insecta; Lepidoptera; Pieridae. Gene Ontology annotation, cellular component: cytoplasm. The transcript is spliced from 3 exons. Gene Ontology annotation, molecular function: ubiquitin protein ligase activity. Bases 340 to 783 code for a protein of 147 amino acids. Gene Ontology annotation, biological process: protein ubiquitination.
GCUCCAAUAUUUUAAGAUGAUUGGUGGUCAUUUUACAUUUACAACAAAAUCUACGCAAAUUUACAAUAGUCAUACUCAUAUGAAGUCAAUUAUUUACAUUUAAAUAUCUCAAACGUUUUGUUAAUAAUUGCUAAUUAAUAUUACAUUAAUAAUAUGAUUUAAGAAAAUAUCCUAAUUUAGUUACAUGAUGUUAUGAAGAUUUUAUUAUUCUUUUAGUCUCGUCUUGAAACUUGUAAAAAGUGUUGUAAUAUCAGUAUUUUAAAUAGGUUGAAAGUACACUACGAGUUAGUGAUUAAUAAAUCAAUUGUUCGAAUAGUGAAUCUGCACUCACAUUAAACAAUGACAGACUACUUUCAUGAAAUGGGCUGGAGAGAGUUGGAAGAUGGUGAACACCCAAAUCAUUUUCUUCAUUUGGCCAGACUUUUAAUGGAUUUUAAUGUUUUUGAGGACAACUUUUCUGGAGAAUGGCCUAGGCUACCACCACCAGCAUCAAAAGAAGCAAUCAAUAAUUUACCUGAGAUUUUAAUACAGAGUGAAGACAAAUGUUGUCCGAUAUGUCUUAAAAAGUUUCACAAAGAUGAAAAAGCUAAAAAACUGCCCUGUGAUCACAUGUAUCACCCUGUUUGUAUUUGGACAUGGCUAGAGAAGACUAAUUCCUGUCCAUUUUGUCGGCUUGAGUUACCAACUGAUGAUGAGGCAUAUGAAGCUUUUAAGAAGGAAAAGAAAAGAGCUGAACAAAGAAAGGAUGAAAUAGAAAUUCUACACAAUUCAAUGUUCAGUUGACCUGCUACUGUUUCUAGAAAUCUUGAGAAUACUACAUACAUAUUAAAAUUAUUUAAAAUUUAUAUUUUGGUGGAAGAAAAAUAUAUAGAUGUGUAUAUAGUUAAUACUUUAUAAAUUAUUUAAAUAAAUAUGGAAUUGAAGGAUAGGUAAAUGGGAUGAAUUGGAGUAUUAAAAGUUAAAUUGAUCAUUAUUAUAUGUUAUAGAUAUUUUUAAUUUAACAUUAGGGGGCGUCCAUAAAUUACGUGAGAUGUUUAAGGGGGGAGUGGGUCGAGUCAAAUCUCAUCUAAUCUUAUGUUGGAGAGAGGGGGGGUACAGCAAAUAUCACGCAAUUUUUUUUCUAUUCAUGUCCAUUUGAUCCAGAUUGUACAUGCUUAAGAUCUAAUCUUAAGCUUAAUUGUAAUCGAUUAAGAUGAUUCACUAAUUAUUCGUUCGAAAGAAAAUAAUUUCGUUCAUACUUCGACGUUAUACAUCUUUACAAUAAUAAUCCAACGUGUUUAUCUAAGAAACUCUCUAGAGUUCGCAAGAGCUGGGGCUAAAGCAGUCCAAUAUGGUCCGGAACCCAUUUGUGGACUGCCCAAGAGCGCCAUCCGACACACCCUGAGUAACCAAUGUAAACAAGAAGCACUUAAACGCUGGAACAACUCUUCAGGUUUAAACCACUCUAAAGCACUGAUAAGGGCAUUCAACAGUAGCUAUGCGAAUGAAGCCCUAUCAUUGAACAGGAAAAAUCUAGGCAUACUCACUAGGAUGCUAACCGGGCACUGUCGCCUAAACAAGCACCUCAGUGUGGUCGGCAUCAAAAGCGACAAAGCUUGCAGGUUCUGCCUUGAGGAUGAUGAAACACCUAUUCAUCUACUCUGCGACUGCGGCCCACUAAUGCAUAAGCAUACAUGCAUAAUGCGUAACACAAUCUAUGGUGACUACUUCGUGCCACCAGACAGUGUUUGCAACACUCGCGUCAAGGAACUACUGCGGUUCGUAAAGACGGCAGGGCUUGACGAUGAGCUUUAGUAUGAGUGGCGAACACAAUAGUCCAAUUCUGGACGCGGUGUUACUAGGAAUCUUUUAGGACUAGGAAAUAGCCACCCUCUUCAAGUAAUAAUAAUAAUAAUAAUCUAAGAAACCCACAUUUUGAAAAUCUCACGUGAGAUUGGGGUAUAGGGGAGGGGGUUGAAUAAACUCUCACGAUAUCUCACCAGGGGGGGAGUGAGUUACAGAAAAUUAAAAAAAACGCCUCACGUAUUUCAUGGACGCCCCCUUAUUGUUUUAAAUCUUUAUAGGAUUGAUUGUUCCAUAAAGAUUAUGCAAGGACACUAUCUUAGAUCAUUUAUAGAUAGACUAUGACAGUUCUGAAAAAGUCCAAAAAAAAUUCGAAUUUUCGAAUUUUGUACAAUUUAGCAUUUCAUGAACAUUCAGACAAUGUGUCAUACAAAUUGCGAGUGUAACAUGUAUCUUAUCACGCACACUUAACUAAUAUUCCUGGCCUGUUUUUAAUGGUUGUUUAUCAGCAAGGGACUCUAUCUAAACAUAUAAAUAAUAUAUCUAUUAGGUAAUUUAAAUAAUAUAAUUAGUUUAAUACAAGUGCACCUUAAAAUUGUUAAGUUAUUCAACGAAAAUAUAUAAAUUAAUGUAGUAAUAAACACAAAUAUCAAACCA